Didymodactylos carnosus is the source of this 1305-nucleotide messenger RNA. The record is from the annotation of a GenBank genome assembly. NCBI's taxonomy places the organism in Eukaryota, Metazoa, Rotifera, Eurotatoria, Philodinida, Philodinidae.
AUGUCUGCACACAAGACAUUGAAAAUAAAAAAGGUCCUUGCUAAGAAACAAAAGCAAAAUAGACCCGUUCCACAAUGGAUUCGUAUGCGUACCGAAAUUGAUAUUUGUACACAAUUGAAGCAAUUGUCUAUCAGUAAAAUUGAUUCUACUAGUCUUGUAAUGAUUCGGCUACAUCAUUUUGAAUCUGUUCACAAUCAAUUAUUAGCUGUUGGAUCCGACCGUUUAAGUGCAUUUGAAAGAAAAUAUGGUAUUGGUGGUCCAGUUCCAGAAGGUUUAAACAAUUAUCUUGAUGCUCAAUAUUAUGGUGAUAUUGGUAUUGGCACACCUCCUCAAUCCUUUCGUGUUGUUUUCGAUACCGGUUCUUCUAAUUUAUGGGUUCCAUCUGUUCAUUGUUCAUUACUUGAUAUAGCUUGUCAACUUCAUAAAAAAUAUGAUGGAUCUAAAUCGUCAACAUAUGAAGCUAAUGGAACAGAUUUUUCAAUACAAUAUGGUACAGGAAGUCUAAAAGGUUACGUGAGUGUUGAUACAGUAUCGAUUGGUGAGACAAAAAUUCAGCAUCAAGGUUUUGCUGAAGCAACUAAACAGCCUGGAAUCACGUUCAUCACGGCUAAAUUCGAUGGUAUACUAGGCUUGGCUUACCCAUCCAUAGCUGUCGACGGUGUUUAUCCUGUAUUCAAUAAUAUGUGGGACCAAAAACUAGUUCCGGAAAAUAUUUUUUCAUUUUGGCUUGAUCGAGAUCCGAGUAAUCCACGUGGUGGUGAAAUCAUCUUCGGAGGUUCCGAUCCACAAUUGUAUGAAGGAGAAUUUACCUAUGUUGAUGUAACAAGAAAAGAUUAUUGGCAAUUCAAAUUAGAUGGUAUUAGUCUGGGUGAUAGAAAAUAUUGUGAUGGUGGUUGUCAAGCAAUUGCUGAUACUGGCACUAGUCUUUUGGUUGGACCAAGUGAUGAAAUCGCAAGUUUGAAUUCGAAAAUUGGUGCUAUACCCAUCGUGGGUGGAGAAGAUUCGCAGGCAUUGAUAUACCCAGGACCUUUGUGGAUCCUUGGUGAUGUUUUUAUUGGUCCAUGGUAUACUGAAUUUGAUUUUGGUAACAAUCGCGUUGGAUUUGCAAAAUCUGUUUCACCGCCAACUGAAGUGUGGAGGAAUACAGUUAUCAACAGUUAUGGUGUGAUAACUGAUUAUCUAUCACCGGACAUCAAAUUAGGUGAACAGGAAGAUCAAAAUGAACAAUGGAAAGCAAAAGAUGUUCGUCGACUACAAUAUUGUUUACAAAUUGUUGAAUUGAUGAACCAUGUUGUGGUGAAUUAA